This is a messenger RNA of Amphiprion ocellaris (clown anemonefish), 1670 nucleotides long. Its product is annotated as endonuclease domain-containing 1 protein. Gene Ontology annotation, molecular function: hydrolase activity; metal ion binding; nucleic acid binding. The transcript has 5 exons. The record is from RefSeq and is a predicted model, not a curated record. Bases 385 to 1320 code for a protein of 311 amino acids. Lineage: Eukaryota; Metazoa; Chordata; Actinopteri; Pomacentridae.
UUGGGAUCAGACUCCCCGGCCUGCUCCGCCAAUGUGAGGACGACCACCUCCGCUCCGCUGUCGGUUACGAGCCACGGCUACUCGCGUCGUAAACAACACAAAUACUCGCAGAACACAACAGAGUUCAAAGUGACAUUUCCAGGAGCUGAAGUCUGUUGCUUCCAGUUGUUUAGGAGUCUUUCCUCUGAGUUUAUGAAACACCUGCAGCAUCAAACAACAGCAGGAUCCAUGUGAGCAUCUCCAAAAUGAGAGUUGUGUGCAUUAAAUUAUCCCCCAACAUGGAGACGCGGUGGAUCAGGAUCUAACAGCAGGUCGCACUCUAAUUUUCUUCACCUCCGACAGUCACCUACACUGUAGAGCAUCCUGCAGCUGAUCCCCGAGCUGAUGUGGAGACGGUUCCUCUACCUGGAGUCUGAGGAGAUGGGUGUUGCUUUGCUCUGUGAUGCGAUGCUCCACCUGGUGAGCGCCUCUGUGUCAAACAACUUCAAAGACUGCGGCCAUUUUUUCUACAUGCAGACACCACCUGCAGGGAUCCGAGGGACAAACCUGAAGCGGAUCUGCCAGAAGUAUGCUGACAAACUGCGUUACGCCACAUUGUAUGAUGCCAGUCGCCGCCUCCCCGUGUACUCAGCCUACAUCUUUAAGAAGUCGGAUGGGAGGAGGAGGAUGGACACUCCUUGGAUGUAUGAGCCUCAGUUGGCUUCUGAUGAUGAGAGUGGCAACAUGAGGGCACUUCCCCUGAAUGAAGACACACCUCCUCUGAUUGAGGACAGCCAGGCUGUGCUGGACGACUACACAGAUGCUGUAGAAUAUAGACGUGGUCCACUAAAUCCCGACCUGCACCAAGCAGAGCCAGAUGAUAAAUCCUCCACCUACACUCUCACCAACGUAGUUCCAGUAAUCACAGACUUCCUACAUGCCUCAUGGAACCCCUACUUGGAUAUCAUCCGCCGUCGCCUCAACAACUUCUGCCAUGGCAGAGCUUUCAUGGUGACGGGAGUGACUGUUUCAGGGGCCUCCAUCCAGCGAGAUAACAGGGAGCGCCUCACAAUCCCAAAACACCUAUGGCUGGCAUACUGCUGCCCAUGGUUUGACCAUAACUCACCAUAUGAGGUGAGGUUUAUGUUCCCUAGUUACGGGGGCUACGCACUGAACGAACAGACUGACCACAGUGUGGUGGAAGUACCUCUAAAGACUCUGGAGACUUUCCUGAAGAAUCAGGGAGCCACAGACAGCGACAUGACUAUUUUCUACAAGGGCUGUGUGUCAGAAAAUCCAUUCAAGAAGAAGAGGAGAGACCUGACCAGUAUUUCAGCAUGAAGGGGCAUCUUGCACAGUCUUGACCAGCUUUUGCAAAUUGAUAUGAUGAGUAUUGACCUGCUGGGGGAGAUCAGUACCAUGGGGGAGUUUAAAACUGUCAAUAUUCUGGGUUUUUUGGUUUUUUUUUUUUAUGAUGAUUAUCUAAUUUUUAAAUCAUAAAAAGUUGUAAUAAAAGUAGUUUGUUGACGAUGUAUUAGAUCAUAAACACAUUAUGAUAAAAGAACUAUGUAUCAUGCCGCGUUUGUUGUUGUUUGUUAUUUGUCUGUACUUUGUGCUGUAUUUAUAAUACUUUGCAUGUUAGUUUUCAUGGCUACUGAAUAAAAAUAAUCAACUAAAUAUUAUUAAAAUAA